Messenger RNA from Chara braunii, 2505 nucleotides. NCBI's taxonomy places the organism in Eukaryota, Viridiplantae, Streptophyta, Charophyceae, Charales, Characeae. The record is from the annotation of a GenBank genome assembly.
GCUCUGCCAAAGGAACAAGGUUCAGCGGAAACCUCCUUUGGGAUUGCUCAAACCCCUGCCCAUACCUGAUGGUCCUGCACAGUCUGUCUCUAUUGAUUUCACAUGGUCUGCAUGGGCAGGUUUUCCAAAUACGCAGAGUUCAUCCCCUUGCCAGAGGUAGCCAGAGUACCGGCUUUGAGAGCAGCCUUCUCUGAGAGGUGGGUCACUCACCAUGGACCACCCACUUCUGAUGUUAGUGACAGAGACCCCAGAUUUUGCAGCGAUGAGUGGCAGUCCUACUGUAAGGACUAUCUGCACUCACGCCUGGACAUGACCUCUGGACAUCAUCCUGAAGCCAAUGGAUUGGCUGAAGUGAUGAACCAAGUCCUGUUCCAGCUGCUGCGUCCUAUGAUCUCCCCAGAUCAGCAGGACUCGGAUCUUCACUUAGCGAGGGAACAGCUCAUGUAUAACAUGUCUGUCCAUUCCUCGACAGGGUUCAGUCCCUACCGAUUGCAUUGGGGGCGUGAGCCACGACAGCCUCUCGAUGAUAUCAUCGAUAAGGCUACGCCUGACCUUACCCCAGGCACUGCAGAGUUCGCCAGACGCUAUGGUCUGGAUGUGGAAAGGGCCAGGGCGAGCUUGUUCAAGGCCCAGAAGGCCAUGAUUGAGCAAGCCAAUCGCCACAGGCGGCCUUCCCCCAUCCGCACUGGUGACUAUGUCUGGGUGGCCAGCUCAGAGCUAUCGAGGGAGGAGGAUAUCUCUCCUAAGUUGUUGCCACGCUACCUGGGUCCGUGGCAGGUCCUAGAUACAGUGGGCACUGAUCCCUUCGGUCCGUCGUACGUCAGCGGCGUCCCGCUGCAUCUACGAACCUAUCCGGUCUUCCAUGCAUCCAAGUUGUUGCCUUUCACGCCAGUUGAUGCACUCCCUGACCGGCCCCCUCGAUGGGGCCCACUAAUCCCCGGUAAGGGAUAUGAUGUGGUGGCCAUUGAGGAUGAGUGGGGCACUGGCCCCGACCGGCAGUAUCUUGUCAGGUUCGCCUUCCAGCCCCCUUCUGAGAACCGAUGGUUCUACAGAAGAGACCUGAUCAAGACAACAAAGUCUGUUGUGCUGCGGUAUGAGGCGGCUCAGAAGGGUGACCUUCGCCGUUCGCCUCGUCUGCACCCCUAGCUCGGAGGUCCUCGCUCCCGGGGAGGGUGAUGACUGCUCUGACUGGAGAGGAGGUAACUGCAAAUGCUCUUUCCCGCAGGGGAUCAAAUUCAAGUGUGGUGUUGGCAUCUCAGAAGCCUAAGGUACAGAUCAGAAAACCUCUCAAGGGGCUUAUUGGCGCAGGGCACUGUGGAUUUUCCAUUUUUGAGGAUGGCAUACACUCACAGAGGGAGAUCGGGCAGGAGGCCACAGUGGGAGCUGGAAAUGAGGAGCCAGCCACAGAGGGAAGAAAUAGUGGUAGUGACAAAAGGUGGGGUUAACCUAAUGGGAUUCAUGUGUUUUCCAGGCAGGCGAAAUUGAUCACUAGAACGGGCACCCAUGACCUGGCUCAUCAAAUGCAAAUGUAUGAGGAUAGGAAGUUAGAGAAGGCUGAGAGUGCUCAGGACAAAUGCAGAAAUCAUCACUGCAACAUCCUCUCACGAGGCACACUCGAUAGUUACUGUGAGGAAGCUGCAAGUCCCUCUGAGCACAAGCUAUGGUCUUGGACACACAGGGAGGAUGAUGAUGAUGAUCCCACCCGUUGUCUUAUUUGGUGAAAAAGGAGCCCGAAGCAAACAUGUCCAUCCGAUUGAGGGGUAUUGUAAUGGGAUGGGGCACAGAACUAAUGUGCAGUUCUGGUCAUUCAGUCAACAGGGAAGCUAAAGACUGCACUAUGUUUAUUUUGUGUUUCGGCCUGGGAAAUACUGCAUAGAAUUCCACUAAUGCACCACCAUCAUAACUUACGCUGAGUUUAAUAGGAAGAAAAAGGGAGAGUAGGGGGCAAGAGGGGAGAGAGGAAAGGGGGGGGGGGGGGGGGGGGGGGGGGGGGGGGGGGGGGGGGGGGGGGGGGGGGGGGGGGGGGGGGGGGGGGGGGGGGGGGGGGGGGGGGGGGGGGGGGGGGGGGGGGGGGGGGGGAAGGGAGGAGAGAGAGAGAGAGAGAGGGUUCUCGGGACUGGUAAAGACAUGGAACCGUUUGGGACUGCCCGGAGGUGAGGGUAAGUGGGAGUGUGUGAUGGAUUGGUGUGGGGCAAAGAACGUGAUGUUUCGUAGUAGAUGUCCUUGCGAAGAAGUGAUGGAAGGAAGGCGGGGGGAGGAGUUGAAGUACGGUACUGAGGCAGGGUUGGGUGGGUUGUGUGUCAAAAUGUGGGAAAUGACUGUGCAAAGGAGGAAAAACAACAGGGAGUGGUGAACAAGUUUGAAAUGCAGCUGGAAGGAAGAACGAGUCCCUCAGCCCGUAACCUUGUGGUGUGAUGAAUUGAGGUUGGGGUGGUGUGCUGUCAAGAGCCCAUCAGUUGAGUGCCCAUAAUGAUGAGAGUGCUGGGUUCAGUAACAGGACAAAGU